GACGAAGCAGAACCCCGUCUUCUUCACUCUUACCAUCUUCUUCCGUUUCUUGCUCCUUCCUCUCCUUCCUUAUCCUUUCACUCUUCGUCUGAUUCAUUAUACCCCUUUAAAACCCUCGUGUCAAACUCCUUCCCUUUUUUUAUUGGUGUUCACGACAUGAAUAAACAUUCAUCACUUCCUAGUUCCUCGCGCCCUGCUAAAGGGCCAAGCUUUCUUACCAAGAUCAAGAACGUUACUUGCCUUAAGUCAUCAUCGUCAAGAAAUGGGAAAGGGGGAAAAGGGAGGAGUAAGUCAUCCAGUAACAAAGUUUCCCAUGGGUUUCACUUAGUAGAAGGUCAGUCAGGACAUGACAUGGAAGAUUACCAUGUUGCGGAGUACAGAAAAAGAAGGAACAAUGUUCUUGGAUUAUUUGCAAUCUUUGAUGGUCACUUGGGGGAUCGAGUGCCCAGUUAUUUGCAAGAUAAUCUUUUUAACAACAUACUUGAAGAGCCCAACUUCUGGAAAGAACCUGAGAUCGCAAUAAGGAAUGCAUACCGUUCCACAGAUAAGUUUAUAUUAGAGAAUGCCAUGCAAUUGGGGCCUGGUGGCUCUACGGCAGUAACAGCAAUUGUCAUUGAUGGAAAGGAUUUAUGGGUAGCAAAUCUUGGUGAUUCCAGAGCAGUGGUGUGCGAGAGGGGUAGUGCCAAUCAAAUUACAGUGGACCAUGAGCCACAUACUGAACGGAGAAGAAUAGAGAAGCAGGGCGGCUUUGUAACAAAUCUUCCUGGAGAUGUACCUAGGGUUAAUGGCCAACUUGCGGUCGCCCGGGCUUUUGGGGAUCAGAAUCUUAAAGCACAUUUAAGCUCAGAGCCUGAUGUGAGAUAUGUGCCCAUAGACUCAACUAUUGAGUUUGUAAUUUUAGCCAGCGAUGGAUUAUGGAAGGUCAGUGGUCUUGAAACUCAUGGUUGGAGCUGCUCUUCACCUUUCUCUCCUUUGAUAUUUUCCCUUGAUCACUUAGUAACACAUCCUGUUUUGGAUCACAUAGGCUUAGGAGAUACAUGUGUUUAAGUUCUCUAUAGAACUUUGAGAACUGAGUUAACGAUACCUUACAAUGCAUGAUACAAGGUCCCUGUCCUCUUUUGACUUUUGAAAUAUAAAAGGCAGAAAGAACAUGAAGAGAACAAAUUAUUAUUAAGGGGGCACCUUUAGUUGUAAUAUUUACAACAAAGCAACAAAUCAAGAUGAACUAUUAACCUGAGUCCCAAAACCUGGCGCCUAAAGACCUAUCAAAAGAAUCUCUGAAAGUUAGCCUUUGUGGAGGAAUAGAACCAUUUUCAGCAAGAUGUCUCACUUUAUCCAAAGUCUUAAUUUUCCCAUGAGUUUCAAACAAAUAGGUGACUGCUUUCAUUCUUGGGUGUCUGUGAAGCUUUUAUUUUCCUUAGGGGACCAAAAUUGAUAUUGGAAAAAUCUUUACCUUGUUGGCAUCAUGUAUUUAUCAGUUCAGUAGGAUAUUAGAUUACUUUUUACCUAAGAUGAACUUUGUGAAUCCUUUUCACUCUGCAAGUAAAUCUGGUGGGAAGGUUGCUGUACAUUGUACACGUGUGAAAAUAGAGAAGUUAGGAUUGAGUUUGGGUCGACAUAUAGAUGUAUAACAGACCUUGGAUUGCUAAAACAAUUCACCGUUUGAGAAUACCAUAUAUGUGGCAGCUCUUUUAUAAAACAUGCUCGAGUAAUUUUGAUGCACAUAAUCAUCAAUCUAUUACCCUUGACAAUAUGAAGCAACAGUUAGAAUCAUGGGUAUGAAUAGCAAGUCUGAUAAGUUUGUUCCUUCUCAAGAGAACCUCCCUUCUUAAAUAUACCAUUGAUGUUCUUCUAGUAAAGUGUGGGAGUAUCC
Molecule: messenger RNA, 1873 nt
Organism: Rubroshorea leprosula
Lineage: Eukaryota; Viridiplantae; Streptophyta; Magnoliopsida; Malvales; Dipterocarpaceae
Source: the annotation of a GenBank genome assembly